CGAAAUGUUUCCUGGACCGAUCCGGUAAUUUUCCCGGACUUCAGCGACUGCCAAAUUGCCCUUCAAACAAUUCGAAAGCUGGUUCUAGACUUGUUCAAUCUUUUACGGGUGCUCUACGAGUCGCAUUGAGUCGAUUACUCGGUCAAAUCGCGCAUCCAUAUCCGUUGCAGUUCGUACAGGACAUCAGGAAUCUACUUCUUCAACUCAACCUCCUCCAAACCCUUCAAGUCAACACCAGUGGCACCAACCGUCCAAAAUGACUAUCCCCCUCCAGACAAUCACCAGCUUCCGAACAACCUUCAACCCCUUCAUGCGCGCCUCUCGCCCCUGCAGACUCUUUCUCUCGUUGAUCCGUAACCCCUCGACGACCUCAACCUCCAGUCCCACCCACAUCGAUGUCAAGGUGACACAGCUCCCGCGCAACUCCACACAGCUGCCUGAGAUGACAAUAGGGUUUAAGGGUGGAAAAGAAGUUAAGCUUGAGGUGGGCAAGCGGCAGCUCAAGAUCGGAGAUGUCAUUGAGGAAGUUGCGCGAGUGGGUCGGGGUAUUGAAAGAGAGCAGACUUUGAAGGACUAGAUGGUUUUACAUGUGCCUUGGACUGUACAAUAUUGGUAUUACGGUUUAUUCAACGUGGCGCUUGGGAAACUGGGGUUUUCUUAUAAGAGAAAAACAUAUGGUUGCAAGCAAGAGCGCUGUCGAAGGUGGUUGUUGAUCUGUUGUAUUAUGAUAUUUUCUUAGCUAUGUCUUGCAUUGUCUGGUUGUAUAUAUUAGCCAUGGAUAUUCCAUUUUCUCUUUUCCUCUUGGAUUUCCCUAC
Aspergillus wentii DTO 134E9 is the source of this 815-nucleotide messenger RNA. RefSeq names its product mitochondrial 54S ribosomal mL53 protein. The coding region runs from base 257 to 577 and encodes 106 amino acids. Lineage: Eukaryota; Fungi; Ascomycota; Eurotiomycetes; Eurotiales; Aspergillaceae. The record is from RefSeq and is a predicted model, not a curated record. The transcript is spliced from 2 exons.